AUGACAAGGUCACUAAGCGUUGCAGACAUAACUAAUACCUUCGAUUCUCCAACAAUGUCGAACGAAAACAAUCAUUCCAUAUUCACUACUGCUACGUCCCUACCACCAAUAACUGACCGUUUGAAUCUCCCAAACAUGGUCAUGGUUUCCUCUUCCAUCGACGAUAAUAAUAAUGGUGCCAUCCAUAAUAGGGGAAAAUUAGAAAAGAUUCCAAGACCUAAAAACGCCUUCAUCCUGUUUAGACAACAUUACCAUAAGGAAUUAAUUGAUGAAUGGACUAAAGCUGGUACUGAUAUCCCACAUAAUUCAGAAAUAUCAAAAAUUUUAGGAGUUAAAUGGAAAAAUAUUUCAGAAAAUGAAAAGACUCAUUGGAGCGAUUUAGCAAAGGAGGAAAAAUUGGAACAUUUGAAGAAGUAUCCCCAAUACAAAUAUAAACCAACAAGAAGAAAGCCAAGAAAGGUCCCAAAGAAAUUGAAACAUGCAACUCCUUGGGGGUUCCAAAAAUUAUCAAAUUUCCAACAACAACAACAUCAACAACAAGAAAUGAUUCAACCUAACUAUGUGAGAACUGAUAUGAACGGAUUCUACCAACAUCAGCAACAUCAACAGCCACAACAACAUAUUAAUCAAUUCCCAAGUUAUGAAGCGUCAGGGUUUCAGAACCCAAACAUGACUUUGAUUAAUAAGCAAGUGCCAUCCGUACCAAGAAUUUUACAACCAAAUGCCUUACCAAGAGAUGCUUCAUAUCAUCCAUCACCACCAUUACAUUCUCAAAACAUCAUGUAUCAGCAACCAAAUGGUCCAAUUCCAUCUUAUUCUAUGGUGGUUCAUAAUUCAUCGCGGAACCAACAACCUUACAUGCAACAAGGUUCUCAAUCCAAUAUUGUCAUCAAAUCUAAUUAUGAUAAUAAUACCAACGUGGGAAACAAUCAUAUUCUAAGGCUACCUUAUCCCAGAACAUCAAGUCUUCCUGAUCGUAUGACACAACCACCAGUAUUAUUACCAUCUUUACUGUCACCAUCCUCCAGUAACCGGGAAUUAGCAAGACAGUUACCAAUUCCUCCACUUUCUGCCAUUAAUCUAAAUCGUGCAGGAAGUGAAGAGUAUUUCAAAAAAUAA
Naumovozyma castellii is the source of this 1119-nucleotide messenger RNA. It is a transcript of the gene ROX1, whose product is annotated as Rox1p. Lineage: Eukaryota; Fungi; Ascomycota; Saccharomycetes; Saccharomycetales; Saccharomycetaceae. The record is from RefSeq and is a predicted model, not a curated record. The transcript has a single exon. The coding region runs from base 1 to 1119 and encodes 372 amino acids.